Molecule: messenger RNA, 2010 nt
Organism: Puccinia triticina
Lineage: Eukaryota; Fungi; Basidiomycota; Pucciniomycetes; Pucciniales; Pucciniaceae
Exons: 6
Coding region: 1-2010 (669 amino acids)
Source: RefSeq, a predicted model, not a curated record
AUGGCCGAGAAACGAAGACAACGGUCAGCCGAAUCAGAAGAGACGGAGACGCAGCAGAAGCAAGUCAGCAAGCGAGCCAAGACCAGCAACCACUCGACCACCAUGAACAACAACGGUCGCCCUCAACUUAAUCAGAAGAUGGCUCAGGCUGCCCUCGCAAGGAUCAAGAAACUCGAGUCCACCCAGAAAACAGCCCCGACAACCACAACAACCAACAUCACCACCUCGACCACGCCUUCCUCUUCUUCAUCACCCCAGUCUUCCGAUUCCUCCAACCAAACCGUCAACCCCACAAACACUCAGGAUGACCAACCAAACCCCUCCAAUCUUCUCAACCAUCAAACCGUCACUCCAUCUGCUUCAGAUCUCCAGCAGCAGAUCAAGAACUUGAAAGACCAGAUCGACACCAUCAAUAAAACCGCCUCGGCAUACAAAGACGUUGUCGAGAAUCAAGCCAGCCUAAUCGAUUCAAUCAAAUCCAGUCUUUCGUGUAACAUCUGCCUCGAAGUCCUUGACUCUCCAUACGCCCUUCUUUGUGGACACAUCUUUUGUCACAAAGAUCUGUACGCUUGGUUUCAUAGAACGGAUCCCUUAUCUGACCACUAUGACUCUGAUAUGCACUCCGAUAUACACGAGAUGGAUGAUGAUAAUGAUGAUGAUAUAAUCCGACUCGGCAACCAGCGUGCAGGCCCAAGACAGACUGAUGGCAAUUCAAGCGAUUCAGAAUUUGACCACUUCCAAUUGAAUCGAAUCGAACCUGCAAACCGAGGAACAACAAACGGCACUAAUCGUCCUAACCAGGCUAAUCUGGUCGGCUUGAUGAAUGAACCUGGCCCCGGACGCAACGCCAACCCAGCAACCCUACGACCGGUCUCCAUGCACAGACGCAGGAAAAACCUGAUUUGUCCGCAAUGUAGAGCAGCAGUGAUCCGGCGACCGAUGCUAUUGUAUGCAGUCAAGGAAGCCGCCGAAAAACUCAAGACGACUGGCACUCCUGUUCCAUCCUCAUCGUGUCCGACAGGCUCGUUCAGAAACUUGGUCGAACAACACCGGGACGAGAAAGAUCUCACAUGGGGACGACUCUUCGAAUCGGGUAACGAUCAAGAUCGCAUUAUUGAUAACGUCAGACGCGACGCGGCUGAGCGUCGCCACGUAGUCGUCGAUCUUGAAGAUGGCGUCCGCCGAUGCAGUCGAUGUGCUUGGGAAAUCGGCAACAAUGGCCUUUGUGAAGGAUGUGGGACUAGAUAUGCUUCAUUAGACACUGAUGAUUCCGAUGACGAAAGCUACCAUGCGCAUUUGGAAAGGCGGCCGUUUCCGGUAGAAUCGGGGUCGGACGAUGGAGAUUCGAUGGCGCGAAUGGUGAGUCAACUUGGCGAGAGCGAUGACAGCUCGGACGUGCAAGUGGUCCGGCGACGACCACAGGUGUAUGCGGAGAGUGACAGUGACGUGGAGGUGGAGGCCCAGCCGAGUGCAACGGCGCGUCGACGGGUGGCCGAGGAACAGCCUCGUCGAGCUGCAUCGAUUGCCGAGAUCUCGUCCUCAUCCCCCCACUCCAGCCGGCCCCACUAUUCCCCCUCGAACCACCGCGACGACCGGUCACAGGCAAGCACCACCGAUGAAGACCGUCGCUCUCCCGCCCGUCGUCCCGUCUACCGUACCGGCCUCGCCGUCGCGCACGGUCGCAUCAUCUCUUCGGACGACGACGAUGACGGAUACUCCAGCAACCAGUCCGAACCCGGAAGCCUCCGCCCUCCAACACCCUCCACGCUUGCGGCGAGCAACGACGGCUCCCAUUUCCAUACCGAUGAUCACGUCUCGCAGAGCAGCGUCGACUCGGGAAAAUCAGACGACGACGUCGAUGAUGAGGAUCGCGGUGACGGGUCGAUCCACCGGUCUUCCAGUGAUGCGUCCAUUCACAGGUCGUCCGACGAUGACGAGUCUCAGAGCGAUCUUGACGUCGAUGAUCACGCCGAUGACCCCGACUCGGAUGUCGAUUCUGAUUACUAUUGA